GCGAAAGCACUUACCCGUUCCGUAUUCAUAAAACAUUUUUCAGCUUCUUAUAAUGAAGUUAGCUCCAUCUGAGAUCCAUUACAGCCAGGAUUCUAUUUCAAAUAGGUUUGGGAAAAGCACCCAACAUUCUGGAGUACUGAUAGGUGAGACUUUAGACAAAAUUUUGACAGGAGAUUGCAGUAUUUUCGACAUAAAUACCAUUCAAGUAGUACGUCGCAAUGGCCUCUACCUAACGGCGGACAAUAGAAGAUUGUGGAUUUUUAAGAAGCUUGAAGAAAUGGGAGAAUGUACGGAGAUUCCAGUACAUAUGACCCAUUAUAUAAAUCCUCUAAAAAAUGUUACUGGAUCAUCAAUACGAGUUAGAGGGAAUCCAGGGGGUCAUUUGUGGCGGACUUGGAAUGAGCGUCGACAAUCCGUAUUCACCAAGCAGAAUUCAGACUCUUGUGAAUCUGAUAACCAAUUUUUGCUGAGAAAUUUUCCCAGAAUGUCUUUAUUUCCUACAGUGUGGGGACAUUUGCCCCCGUCGAAAAUGUAUUAUAGUGUAUCGCAAAUUCAAUGCGAGUUAUCAGAGCUGGAACAGGAUGUCAAAAAAAUUUGCACUGGUUAUUUUUCAUUCACUGAUGUUGAAAUGAAAGUCUAUCAGUAUGGAAAUAAAUACUGUGCUUUAGACAAUGAAAUGCUAUGGAAGUUACGCGUGGCAGAGAAAUUUCAAAAAUGUUCUUCUGUAAAGUUUUACGUUGUUGUUAAGCCAAGUUGUACUAGCUAUCCAUAUUUUUCGGAGGAGUUACAUAUUGAUAGUGAAAAAAGUGAUUUUUUCUAUAAAUUUCGUCAAACCAUAUUGAGGUUGCCGACACUGGAAACUAUACACGUCCACUCUUCUAAAAUUUCUUAUAGCGGUCCCUGCUUGCCCGAUUUUUAUAAUGGGAAGUCAAUUAUUGCAGCAUUGGUUGAUUUUAGAGAAAACCCAGAAGCUUUAUCAGUUGUCAAAAACAGUGGGGAAUAUUAUACUCUGGAAAACCGAAAACUCUGGAUUUUUAAACAAAUUUCUAAAAUAGAGAGACGGCCACCAAAAAUAACUGUGCAUAUCAAAAUGGAAAUGGAUUCUAACAUGUUGCGAUAUUUCACCUCCAAUUUCAUUUCACCGCAUUUUACAACUGUUAAAUUCAAGGAAGUUUAUCGCCAUUCCGCCUUGGAGAAAACUUUCCUUGAUUUUUUGCAAAGAGAAGAAGAUAAUGAUGAUAUUGAUGAUGAUGUCGGUGAAGAUAAUGAUCCAUCAUAAUUACAUUUAUGUGCAUGUAAAAUGGUAUUGCUAAUUAAAAAUUGAUCCAAUU
This is a messenger RNA of Magallana angulata, 1331 nucleotides long. RefSeq lists its product as uncharacterized. The transcript has a single exon. The coding region runs from base 53 to 1279 and encodes 408 amino acids. The record is from RefSeq and is a predicted model, not a curated record. NCBI's taxonomy places the organism in Eukaryota, Metazoa, Mollusca, Bivalvia, Ostreida, Ostreidae.